Molecule: messenger RNA, 2550 nt
Organism: Malus domestica (apple)
Lineage: Eukaryota; Viridiplantae; Streptophyta; Magnoliopsida; Rosales; Rosaceae
Product: pentatricopeptide repeat-containing protein At5g40400
Molecular function (GO): protein binding; mRNA binding
Source: RefSeq, a predicted model, not a curated record
CCCUUCUCUCUCGCGCGCUCCUGUCCAUCUCUCUCGAGCUAGCAAAUGAGUCGCGCUUCAACUCGUUCCGUGACUCGGAGCUGGGUUUUACCGACGAACUCCCGCCGUCACAGAAAACCAUUUUCCCCCAUUAAUUUCUCACCAAAAAUCUCAGCUUUCUCUUCUUCUUCUUCUUCGUCAGCACUGCAGACAAUCCCAGACUCUCCCUCCAAAUCAAUCUCCAACCCACUUUACCAUUUUCUCCCCCAAACCCAAAACCCCAACAACACAGUCAAUCUCAUCUGCUCCUCCUUCAAGCAAGGAAAGCCCCAUCUUGCCCUCCUCCAAAACGACAUCAAAGGGCUUCUUCCCCACCUGGGUGCGCGGGAAAUUUCGAGGGUUUUACUCAGGUUUCAAUCCGAUCACUCCUCGGCUACUGCUUUUUUCAAGUGGGUCAAAAAUGAUUUGGGUCUCAGACCCACCACCCAGAAUUACUGCAUUGUUGUUCAUAUUCUUGCGUGCUGUAAAAAGUUCCCGAAAGCCAUGAAUUUGUUGAGGGAGUUGAUAGUGUUGUUGGGCAGAGAUGUUUCACCAAAAGAUGACAUUUUUCGGAGUUUGGUUUCGUGCACCGAAGAUUGCAACUGGGAUCCGGUUGUUUUCGAUAUGCUCAUCAAGGCUUAUGUGAAAGCAGGUAUGAUCAGAGAUGGUUUAAGCACUUUUAGAAAGAUUGUAGAGGUUGGUUUUGUUCCGAGUGUGGUUUCUUGUAAUUGUCUUUUGAAUGGGCUGGUGAAGUUGAAUCGAAUUGAUCAGUGUUGGGAUGUGUAUGAGGAGAUGGGAAGGAUUGGGAUACACCCAAAUGUGUAUACUUUUAAUAUUUUGAUCAAUGUUUUGUGUAAAGAUGGAGAUGUCGAGAAAGUGAAUGCGUUUAUGGAGAAGAUGGAAGAAGAAGGAUUUGAUCCGGAUAUCGUGACGUAUAACACGCUGAUUAGUAGCUAUUGUCGAAAAGGAAGGAUGGAAGAUGCAUUUUAUUUGUAUAAGAUCAUGUAUAGGAGAGGGGUGGUGCCGGAUAUGGUUUCGUACACUGCCUUGAUGAAUGGUCUUUGUAAGCAAGGGAAGGUAAGGGAGGCUCAUCAGAUUUUUCAUCGGAUGGUCGAUAGAGGGUUGGAUCAAGACGCAGUGACGUAUAACACUCUUAUUAGUGGUUAUUGCCGCGAGGGGAAGAUGCAAGAGUGCAGAUUACUGUUGCACGAGAUGAUCAGAAAGGGAAUUUGUCCAGAUGAUUUCACUUGUCGGGUAGUCGUAGAAGGAUAUGGCAAAGAAGGUAAACUGCUCUCUGCUCUGAAUUUGGUCGUGGAGCUUCACAAAUUUCAGAUAUCGAUUUCUCGUGGUAUUUACGAUUAUCUAAUGGUUGCAUUGUGUCGAGAAAAUCAUCCAUUUGCAGCUAAAAGUCUACUAGAAAGAAGUUCCCAGGAUGGUUAUCUUCCUGGUUUGGAUAUCUAUAACAAACUAAUCGAGUCUCUCUGCGAAAGCCACUACGUGAAAGAGGCAUUGCUUUUGAAAGCCGAGAUGGUAUGUAAGAACAUUAAACCCGAUCUUACAACAUACAGAACUCUAAUUUGCUCUCUCUGCCAAACAAACAGAACAGCAGAAGGUGAAUCGCUAAUGAAGGAGAUGGCUGAAUCCGGUUUGGCUCCUGAUCUCGAAAUAUGCCGGGCGUUGAUAAAGGGGUACUGCAACGAAAGAGAUGUCGAUAAAGCGGAAGCUUUGUUAGGGUUCUUUGCCAAAGGAUUCCAAGUUUUUGACAGUGAAAGUUACAAUGCACUUGUCCAAGUUUUGUGUGAGGACGGUGAUAUGGCUAAGUUGUUGGAGUUGCAGGAGAGGAUGAUGAAACUAGGGUUUGCGCCGAACAGCCUUACGUUUAAGCAUGUGAUCCAUGGAUUGUGGAAAACUGCAACGCCGGAUAAAAAAAAACUUCGUGUGUUGUAACUUAGGUUUUCCGAACAGUCGGAUAUGCUCAUACCAUGCCAGGCCUUGCAAAAUGUUCGUCAGAAUGCGUGUCAUGGCAUGCCAAGCCUCGCUCGAUGACAUGUCGGCUACCUAAAAGUUCAGAAGGAUAAUUGGCUAAAAUUAAAGUCGAGAGGAGAAAUUGACAACUCCUUACAAGUUCCAGGGAAAAUCGGCGAAUAUCUCUAUACAUGUAUAGACUUUUCACAGGACAGAUAUAUACAGAAACAGAAACGCAAUGGCAUCGGAAUCCAGUGAGAAUUUAGUAAAAGAAGUGGAGCUAUCAACUUACAUAAAACAGAAAGGGAAAAGAAACCCGAAGUAAUUUUUCUAUGUAACAAUUUAAAUGUUUCAACAGAAACUUUCAACUUUAAUGCUUCUUCUUGUUCCUACACUUAUCUUAAGAAGGAAGACGACCGACGCCGACGGACAUGAUACACCACUCAACUAUCCUCAGGUGGAUGUCAAAAAUUAAGGCAGUUCCCUUUUUUACAGAUCCCAUGCGUACAAUAAUAAACACUGGAAAAAUAAAAAUUUAAACAAUUGCUAAUUUAAACAAGGUUUUCC